This is a messenger RNA of Pectinophora gossypiella (pink bollworm), 1784 nucleotides long. RefSeq lists its product as uncharacterized. The transcript is spliced from 2 exons. The record is from RefSeq and is a predicted model, not a curated record. Lineage: Eukaryota; Metazoa; Arthropoda; Insecta; Lepidoptera; Gelechiidae. The coding region runs from base 145 to 1389 and encodes 414 amino acids.
UACAUUAUAUGUGGUAACAGCUUUGUGGAAGAAGCUAGUUUCAUUAAUUUGUUGGAUUAAUUAUGAAUUAUCACCUAUUUAAAAAAGUGAAUUAACUUAAACAGAUUUACUUUGAUAGUGUGUGAUAUUUUUGAUACUACCUUUAUGGAUAUCGACAAUAGUAAUGCAGUGUUAUCUUUAACGCCAAUUUCAUCGCCGACAAGCACUCUCAACACUGCGGUAACAAAGUCUAUGUAUUUAUCAACAACUUUAUCAACGGUCCAAUCAACAACUUUGGCAACAAUCAGAACACCAACGACAAUAACAGAACCGACCAUAAUGUCACGAGUUCAUAUACCUACAUAUGGUGUUUGCCUAAUGGGAACAUCAAUGAUCGUUAUGUUUAUUAUCAUACUAGUUUUAUGCUACUUGCUAAAGAAAGCUAAAGGUACUGAGUAUAAGUUUUUCGGCACAAAGGAUAAAAUUAGUACCGAAAAAGUCAUGUUAAAUCGUCAAGAAUCAAACGAUGUUCCAUCAAUGACGACUGUAAUAUGUCCAAUACCUACAAUCACGGACUGUGACAGUAUCAAGAUAGAAGAACCAUAUUUCAAACAUGUUGGCAGUAUUAGAGACAUUUGUAGAAAUGAAGCGGCAACAUCUAACCGAGACAAGUAUCAAUCCAAACUCAAUCCGAGUCUGAAAAGAAGUAUCGCAUCAAACGUGAUUUUACCUGAACAAAUGAGACAGAUAUGCAGAGAUGUGCUGAGUAAACGCCUUGUUGCAAAUAGCACAAGUUCAAAAGAUUUGAAUGAACUAAUAAACGAAAUUGAGACUUUUGAACGGCGACCAAGUGGAAUUAAAAAAGGUUUGGCGAGAGAAAAAUCUGCUUCCACGCCUGAACUAGAUCUGGACAUAUACGAUACGCUUUCUCCUGAUGAUCCUACUCCAGUUCAAAUACCUGACGCAGUUGUGAACGGAGAAAGUCUUAAAGAAACGAAAAAAGAAGGGUCUUCAAAAGAAACAUCUUCAAGCCAAGAGAAUACAAAAGACUGUGAAAAUAAUAUGGUUAACAUAGAAGAUGGAGAUGAUGUUUAUGAUAGUCCGCCAGUAAGAAGCACCGCAGAUGAUAUUCCUCUAUAUGACAAUCCGCCAAUAAGAAAUGCCGUAGACGAUAUUCCUUUAUAUGACAAUCCACCAAUAAGAAAUAACGCAGACGAUAUCCCUUUAUAUGACAGUCCGCCAGUUAGAAGUACUGAAGAUGAUGUUCCUUUAUAUGACGAUCCGCCUGCGUCUUCACUUAAAGGUGUUAUAGUUGAAGAUUCACAAUAUUUACUACCUCUACGAUCAAUAACGCCAAGCCCAAAGAUGGAACCGUCAUAUAUAAAUGCAAAUCGUAAGUAUAUAUAUUAGUUUUAGGAGUGUUGUGAAUAGUGUUAAUAAUUAAGUUUAGUUUUAUAUAAUUUGUAAUGUUAAUAAUAUAAGAUAAAAUAAAUAUAUAUCUGCUCUAUAACCACAUAGCGGAAACAACGGAUUUACUCAUCUGCGCUCUGAGUGAGUUCAUAAAAGUAGCACUCCUAGUUAUUUGUUAUGAGAAAAGCACAGUUUAAUUAAUCAGUGUAAAUAUUAGUUGAUGUACCUGUAUAGCGAAUUGGUUUUUACUGUAAUGCUGUAUAGUGCGUGGUUGUAAAUAAAUAAUUAAUAAAUAAAUUAGUUUAUGGACAACAAACUAAAUAUUUCAGACAGACAAACAGUGUCAGAAUGAUAGUUAUAGAGAUAUAGAAAUACACCGGCGGUCCUGACGUCAG